UUCCUCCCUUUUUUUAUUAUUUUUGUACUUUGUUCGCGAUUUUUGUUUUCAUGCUUUUUAUCAUUUAAUCUUUUUAUCAUUGAUCAUUUUUCUAAUAAUUACCCAUUUUUUCAGUCAGAAAUAUGGCAAAUACCAGUGCUAACGUCGACGGCUCCCCACACCAACCCACAAAUGGAAUCAAUUCCAAAUUUCCAUCACCACCAAAAAAGCCGUCGAGUAAACGACCACCAGGUUCCCGUUCAAAAUGGUCUCAAUGUUCUACACCAGAAAAGUUUUGUUGGUUAGCGGCAAUUCCUUUUCGAACGUUGCUCUGUUUGGUGAAUAUUUUCUGUUUUGUGUUUGCCUACUUUGGUUUUAUGCUGCCUGUGCUGUGGGCAAGAAAGUUGUGGCCGAGAUUUUAUUGGGGAUAUGAAGGGAAGCUUUAUAUGUGGCUGCAAGCUUUUGUUGCGUAUUGGGGAUAUACUGCAGAUUAUGAUGUUUAUGAGUAUGGAGACGAUAUUCGCAAAUAUGCUGCGAAGGGAAGGGUUUUGGUUAUAGUCAACCAUCAAAGCUCUGCUGAUGUCAAUAUUUUGUUUACUGUUCUGCAAACUAAAGGAGUUGCUACUAGAAAGACAAUUUGGCUGAUGGAUGUUAUGUUUCGUUGGACGCCUUUUGGUAUUAUUGGCCAGAUGCAUGGAGAUUAUUUUAUUCGUCAAGGCAAAGCUUCGAGGGAAAAGGAAUUAAUUAAUUUAAAGAAGCAUUUGAGAAAGGUCUUUUGGGAUAGAGACAGGCGUUGGGUUAUUCUAUUCCCUGAAGGAGGAUUUUACUAUAAGAGGAAGGAGGACAGCCAGAAGUACGGACGUAAACACGGUUUCCCUCACUUGGAAUGGUGCACUCUUCCACGCAUUGGAGCCAUCAAAGCCAUUUUAGAGGAAGUUGGCCCUCGUGGAGAUGAUAGUGAUAGCGGUGUGGAUAAUGGACGUACGCGAAAAGUUCGCUCUGGAAUUCAGUUACUUAAAGAUGCUGUUGGGGAAAUUCGUGAGAAGAAACAUGUUAAAGAAACGCGUCCUCCUAUCACUCAUAUUCUCGAUGUUACCAUUGCCUAUCCAAACGGACAUCCUUUGAGUAUUCUUACUUUGUGCUUUGGAACGAGGGAACAAUGCGAUAUUGCCGUCCAUUACAAGAUGCAUUCCGUUGAUGAGGUCCCAUUCAAUGAUGAUAUUAAACUUCGUGAUUGGCUUUAUGCUCAAUAUGCUAAAAAAGACAAACUUUUGGCCAAUUAUUAUCAAAAUGGAGAAUUUGAGCCAGACGAGCCUGGAGAACGUAUUGUCUUUUCGUGGACGCGUAUUGUUGGGCAUUGGGCUUUUUGGUUGACAAGUUUUUUGAUUCAAUGCAAAAUUUAUUAUUUGGUGCUACGCUUUAUUUUUUCUUUUUUGAUGUCUAUUUAGGAAGGAUUAUGAGAGGUUUUUAUAUAAUUAUUUACUCCAAAAAUUAUUAUUUUUUUGUAUAAUCCCAAUGAGGCAUAAAAAACUCUGAAAAUUUAAGAAGGGGUUUUUAAUAUUAAAUGCAUCAAUCACCGGUUUUAUUUUCUCUUUUUUCUCUUUUUUCUCUUUUUUUUUAAUUUUUGAGGGAUAGAGGUUGGGUUGACUGAUAGGAGAAAAGGAAGUUGGUUAUUUGGUGGAAAAUUUCUGGGAUUUGUUUUUUAGAAAAUUGGGCUUUUGAAAGGUUCUCAUGUCAGGUUUAGGAGUUUGGGUCUAAAAAGAGACCUUGAUUUUUUGUGUAUUUUAUCGGUUAAACCCGGCUCAUCCGUACUUUUAAUAAAAAAGGGGAGGGUCAGAAUUUUUAAGAAAAUUUCCUUUAAUUUUUGAAUUCCUCUAUUUAAUUUUGGAGCUUUUUUUGAAUGUUCUGACCCUCCACCUCUUUCUCUCUCAAUUCAAAUUUAUUUGUACUCUGGCCUUUGUGCCGUUUAUACAUAUUAUUCUAUAUGUAGUUUUGAUCUUCCUUCAAAAAUGACCUAAAAAAAUUUUUUUGAAAAAUAUUUUCCGUUUCCUUUUUCUCCUUUUUUUGCUUUUAUAGCAAUAGUGAAAAUGUUUAGACUUUUUAGUUGGUGCAAGAAACAAAAUUUUUUUAAAGAAAUCUUGGCCCUCUUUCACGAUUAUUUUUUUGUAAUUUUUAAAGAACUUUUUUUGCACCUAUACCUCUCUCAUUAUUAUUUUUCUUCUCUUUCCGAAUUUUCUGUUUCAAAAUUUUUUUUUGAAUUUUCUUCUCUUAAAUAUUUCGCUCAUAAUUAAUUAUUUCCAAAAUUUUUUUUUUAUUUUUUCCUUCUCUUAUUCUCAAAAAAAUAUUUUUUGGCUUUUUAAA
Molecule: messenger RNA, 2340 nt
Organism: Meloidogyne enterolobii
Lineage: Eukaryota; Metazoa; Nematoda; Chromadorea; Rhabditida; Meloidogynidae
Source: the annotation of a GenBank genome assembly